AUGACAGACCCAUUGAAAUCAUACGACGUCGCCGGUCGGCCCCAACCCACUGCGUUGUCGCAAAAAGUGUACAACAUCGCCGGCAUCUCAGUCACGGUGUACGGUCUCGACGAGCUCCGUUCACAAACCAGCAGUGUUGCCUGCUUAUGGCUUCUCCACCCGCGUCUUGCUACCCAGGCGCGCAUGACUGGGAUAGCAGAGGCCACGAUCCAUGAUUGGAAUAGCAAGAUCCAGACCCCAGCGGCGGCAAAGGGACUCAUCGCGGUGUCGUUUGAUCAGCGCAAUCAUGGUGCGAGAAUGGUGGAUCCAUUGGCGAAUGAGGCGUGGAGGCAGGGGAAUCCUCGACACGCGCAGGAUAUGUUUGCUAUUUUCCAGGGCACUGCACGUGAUACCUCCCUGCUCAUGGACUACCUUGCCGCCUUUAUCUUUCCCAACGGCGAACACCAGAUCACCGAGAAUCUAGUACUAGGCGUGUCCCUGGGCGGACACGCUGCCUGGAGCUGUCUUCUUCAUGAACCCCGUGUGAGUGCGGGCGUCGUCAUCAUCGGAUGUCCCGAUUAUCUCAAUCUCAUGGUCGACCGAGCCCGAUUAUCCAAACUACCAUCAUGGACAAAGAGCGACCCUCCCGGCGCGGAGAUCCUCGGCUCCGAAGCCUUCCCGACACCCUUUGUAGACAUUGUUAAGCGCUACGACCCUGCCAGCUUGAUGCUGACCUGCAUGGACGGGACUUCUACGGGUCUCCCGCGUGAGGGUGGAAAAGCCUUACCUGAGCCGACAGAAGAGCAGAAGAAGGAGUUGAAACCGCUGUUGACGCGCUUGUUGACUGGAAAACGCAUCUUGAACCUGUCCGGUGGUAUUGAUAAGCUGGUCCCUUAUCAUCGAGGAGAAGCUUUCUUGACUUGGUUCAAGAAGGCGGUUGCUGCUGAUGGGUGGUUUGGUGAUGGCGGUGUGACAUUUGAGGAUAUCAUUGAUGAGUCUGCGGGUCAUGAGGUUACGCCGAAGAUGGUUGAUGAGGCGGUUCGAUUUGUGAGUGAGACGCUGGCCUCGAGUUCGGGGAGUAAAAACCGUCGAGGUUCGGUGCGGGAGUCGAAGAUUUGA
Molecule: messenger RNA, 1098 nt
Organism: Penicillium diatomitis
Lineage: Eukaryota; Fungi; Ascomycota; Eurotiomycetes; Eurotiales; Aspergillaceae
Exons: 2
Coding region: 1-1098 (365 amino acids)
Source: RefSeq, a predicted model, not a curated record